GGUGACAGAUCGUCGGCCACCGAGUGAUAUUCCGUUCUCUCCGUGCGUAGGCAGCAACGAUACGCCUGUCUCCUUAUUUGUUUCUAUUCGAUUAUUCAGCAUCACCGCGGCUCCUCAGAUUUUCAGAGAAAAAUGACGGACGGGCUUCCCACCGCGCUGUGCUUCCUCGAGCUCAUCGUCUUCUUCUGCUGCGACUUCUUCUACGCCAAGAAGCUGAACGAGCAGAAAAACGCCCACCCCGAGCUGGACGACUGCGCGCCCAACGAAUCCCCCGAUCUCGACACGAUCGCCGUCUUGGACUCCCUCACCGCCACCGCGGUCGACUUAUACCAGCACGAGCGGGAGCGCUUCACUGGCGUACCUGCACCCGCCAACGCACGCGACUACGCCUUCAUUGAUGAGCACGGGCCCUCCGCCGCCACUGCAGCUGCGAUGAACCGGUCGGACGCAGCAGACAACGUCGGCAGCAACAACAUAGUGCACGCCGUCGUCGUGGUCUGCGGGGUCGUGGCGCCCGUCUUGACGCUUCUCCUUGUUCUCCUACCGUCGGUCUUCGGCUGGACGCGGCUGCACGUGCCCUCGGUGUUGUCCUACCUCGCCGCGGUGCCGGGCCUGGCCGCCGCCGGCCUCUACGCGAUGCGCGCCUACGAUCUGACGCAGGUCUUCGAUGUGACGAAGACGGAGUGGAUGGCGAUGAUGUGGUUCCGGCUGGACUUCAUGUUCAUCAUGGCCGCCGUGGCGCUGCUUGGCCUCGGGGCGUGGGCGAUCACCGGGUGCAUGCUCGCCGUCGCCAUGUACCUCGCCCACCGCGUCAUGAAAAUGGAGAAGCAGCUCAAUCGAGUGCAGCGACACACACAGCUGGUGCGGGGAGAGGUGGAUGUGGAGCGGGUGCUGGUGCCCGGUUCUGCGGAGUCGAAGAAGGCCGCCGGCAUCAACGAGGGGUACAGCGCGCUUGCGUAG
Molecule: messenger RNA, 960 nt
Organism: Leptomonas pyrrhocoris
Lineage: Eukaryota; Euglenozoa; Kinetoplastea; Trypanosomatida; Trypanosomatidae
Exons: 1
Coding region: 133-960 (275 amino acids)
Source: RefSeq, a predicted model, not a curated record